Messenger RNA from Alnus glutinosa, 2509 nucleotides. RefSeq lists its product as uncharacterized. NCBI's taxonomy places the organism in Eukaryota, Viridiplantae, Streptophyta, Magnoliopsida, Fagales, Betulaceae. The transcript has 18 exons. The coding region runs from base 201 to 2171 and encodes 656 amino acids. The record is from RefSeq and is a predicted model, not a curated record.
AUAGGGGCAGACAUUUCUUGCAGAAAACGUAGUUCGUUGGGGGAGAGAGAGAGAGAGCUGUUCGACGAGAGAUGGCUCUCUUCCUCUUCUAAACCAGACCAAACGAAAAUUCUCGUUUCCUCUUUUACCCCUCCAUUUGGGUUUCUGCUAUACCUGUUCUUUGCUCGUUCAAAUUCCGGUUUUAGCCACAACUUUCAGACAUGGAUGAGAAUUCAAACGACAAUGAAUCCUUGAUGGCUCGCAUCCACCAGUUGGAACAUGAGCGUGAUGAAUUGCGCAAAGAUAUUGAGCAAUUGUGUAUGCAACAAGCUGGACCUAGCUACCUUGUUGUGGCUACGCGAAUGCAUUUUCAAAGGACAGCUGGCUUGGAGCAGGAGAUUGAGAACUUGAAAAAGAAACUAGCUGAGUGCACAAGAGAUAAUACAAAUCUUCAAGAGGAGCUAUCAGAGGCCUACCGAAUCAAAAGCCAACUUGCAGAGCUGCACGGCAUAGAGGUCUCAAAGAAUAUGGAAGCUGAGAAGCAGGUUAAAUUUUUCCAUGGCUGUGUAGCAGCUGCUUUUGCUGAAAGGGACCAUUCAAUAAUGGAGGCUGAGAAGGCUAAGGAGAAGGAGGAGAUUAUGUCGCUGAAAUUGAGUGAUAUCCAGAAAAGGUUAGAUGAGCUCACCUCAGAUUGUCUUGAACAGAAGGAACUCAAUGAUACAUUGCGGAUUGAUCUAGCAAAGCAAGAAGAUCAGAAUAAGACUUUCAAGAAGGUUGUUGAUAAAUUUUACAAGAUUAGGCAAAAUUCUCUCAAAGGAUUUGAGGAUAUAAGCUGGGAUGAUAAAGUUGCGUGUCUUUUGCAUGAUCCUCAAGAAAUGUGGAGUUUUAAUGAUACUUCGACAUCCAAAUAUAUUAGUGCAUUGGAAGAAGAGCUUGAGACAAUGCGGAAAUCUGUGGAUAACCAUCAAAAUAAGCUACGGAUGGGGUUGGAAAUUGAAAAGCAUCUAAAGUACAAAGUUCGUGAAUUGGAAAAGAAGAAAAUACGCUCAGAUAAAAUGAUCAGGAGUGGGAUUGCAGGGUUGCAUCAAUACCAUUCUCAGCAUAGAGUUCAUGUCAUGAAUUUACUUGAUGAGGGAAAAUCUCAUAUGAAGUCAAUUGUUGACGUGAUGGAGGAAAAGAUUAGGCAAUUUGAAGAGAGCAGAGUACGAAGUUUGCGGCCUCCUCAAGGAGAUGAAAAACUGGAAGAAUAUGAAUGUCGAGAUGUACAUAUGGCUAUUGAUGCUGGCUCCCACUUGUUAUCUAAGAGCAAUGGUCCUGCCUUACGAGAUGUUGCGGCAGAUGGAAAAGGCGACGCCUCCAAAGCCCUUGCACAGGCUUUGCAAGAGAAGGUUGCAGCAUUGUUGCAUUUAUCGCAGCAGGAAGAAAGACAUUUAUUGGAGAGAAAUGUGAAUGCAGCUCUUCAAAGGAAAAUGGAGGAGCUCCAAAGAAACUUAUUACAGGUUACCAAUGAAAAGGUAAAAGCUCUCAUGGAGUUCGCACAACUAAAGCAGGAAUAUCUACUACUUCAGGAGAAAAUUGGUAAGGAGAUUAAACAAGGAAAAGCUUUGGCUGAUAUUGGGGGGAAAAAACUUGUUACUGAAAGAGAUGGAAAGUUAAAAAACUUGCUAAAGAGAACAUAUCUGGGACGUUGGAUUGGUCCACUAGAUGUUAGCGGACAUGAAGCUGAAGUUCACCAAAAUAAUGAAGGGAAAUUAUUCAGCCGAAGGUCCAAUAGCAUGGACUUUGCCAGAAUGAAGAUUGAACAUGCAACUCUUAAGGAAAGCAUGGAAAUUAUGGAGCAUCUGACAUCUUCAAUUCAUAGGCUUCGUCUCUCUCUUUUAAAGGCCAAAGAAUCGGUUUCUGAAGGUACAGUUACUAGCAUUUCAGAAGCUCUUGAUGAUGUUAUUAAUGAGGCAAAACUUGUCAAGAUUGCCCUUGGCAGCUCCCUGCCCAUCAGUUGGUCAGCUGAGGCAGAUGUUGGUUCCAUUGAUGAAAGCAUCGGCAACGAUCCCAUAGAUAUUUAUGGGGACCCCAGCAGUGAGAAGAUAGAUUCUGUUUCUGCCGCAGGAUUUGAGAUGGUGGAGCUCCUCAUACUUGCAGCUCAGAUAUUGAAGGACGAUACAACGAGAAGUGGUUCCUUAGAAGGUAGCUGAUUAAGUUCUGGUAAUGUUGGGUCUUGGUUCUAGGUUUGAUGCCGCUUAAUAAGUACUGAAUGCUCGUAAAGGCUAUGAGGUGGAAAAAUGAAGAAUUAUUGGCGCGAUGAGGGGAUGAAAAUGAUAUAUAUGCAUUGUAAGAAGGGGGAAAAUGUGCAAAUCAGUAUGCUGUCAUUGUACAGUCAUAUUUUGUUAUACCGGUGUUUUAGGAGGAUUUUGGGGAAGUUCAUUCCCCUGAAUUUGCUAGGGUGAAUAUUUAUCAGUUGGUCACCUAAUGUACAGUAAUAUUUUGAUUGGGUUCGGAUUACAAAUCCAAUUCAAUAGUGGGUUUAAUGUUA